Molecule: messenger RNA, 726 nt
Organism: Schistocerca americana (American grasshopper)
Lineage: Eukaryota; Metazoa; Arthropoda; Insecta; Orthoptera; Acrididae
Product: anther-specific proline-rich protein APG-like
Exons: 3
Coding region: 1-726 (241 amino acids)
Source: RefSeq, a predicted model, not a curated record
AUGGAUAUUCAUGUUCUUCAAAGCCAGCCCGCCCAGAAGGUCGCGUUUAAAGACUCUUCCACGGUUCGUGUGGGUAAUAAACUUGUUCGCAAUAAGCCACCCACCCAGCCCUCUGCUAUGCGACCCAAGCGUAAUUCAAACGCUGUAAAAAGUAAUGUACAGACUGCAAGUGAAGCGGGAGUUGUUGUUCCACCCGCCCUACCCACGAGUUGUCAUUUGGUCCGCGGCGGGUUCCAGCCGCGCCUUCCGACUUCGCUGCCGCCCCCAGGGCAGCAGCAGCAGCCGUCGCCGCUACCACGCCGACAGCCUGUCCCGUUGAUGCCUCCCGCGCAGCUUCAUCCGGGAGCGCCCCAGGUGGUCGCUCCGGCGCCUGCGGUCCCUCUUCAGUCGCCACCGCCUUCGGAGCUGAUGCACGUCGACCCCUCAGCCGGGCCGCCUUCCCAAGCGGUGGCUGUGCAGCCUGUCCUGCAGCCGCUUUCCUUGGGCACCCCCAAGGAGUCUGACACCGCAGCGCCUUGUCCGGCGCCCACUCAGCAGCCGUCGACGCAGCGUCAGGAGACGCUGCCUCUCUUCGUGGGUCCCGACGCCCCGUCGCGUCCAGUACCAGAAGCUGCGCCCGUGGUCACAGGCCGGCCGCGAGGCCGGCAACUGGUGCAACCCCCUACCAAGCGUCAGCGGCUGCGCGUGUCUGUCGAUUUCGACGGAGGCCGCGAGAUCGGUAUCUGA